UCGUAUCAUGACAGCACAGCUGAAUCCGUUCCGCAAUGCCUUCCGGCUGCCGGCGAAACAGCGUAUUAACUGGUUCCCUGGCCACAUGACCAAGGGCAUGCGACAAAUUCAACAAAAACUCCGAAAUGUAGACUGUAUUGUGGAAAUCCAUGAUGCACGAAUUCCUCUGGCUGGCAGGAAUUCCCAUUUCUUUGACACGAUCACAGGAAGCGGAGUUAAGCCACAUAUCUUGGUUCUGAACAAGGUGGAUCUUCUGGGACCGAAAAAACAAAAGAACAUUCUUCAACAGCUUAGAAGGCAGCAGCCCGAGCUCAAGAGCAUCCUGUUUACCAACUGUAAAGACCAGAGGAACCACGGCGUCCUAGACAUCUUGCCAUUGGCCACGCGCCUUGUAAACGAAAGCAGUCGCUUCAAUCGGACCCAAACCAACGAAAAUAAUCUUAUGAUCAUUGGAGUACCAAAUGUGGGCAAGAGUUCCAUUAUCAAUGUUCUGCGGAACGUCCAUCUGAAAAAGAAGAGCGCUGCCCGCGUAGGUGCCGAAGCCGGCAUCACCAGAGCUGUGGGUGAACGCAUCAAAAUACAGGAGAAUCCACCGGUCUACAUGAUCGACACACCAGGCAUCUUGCAGCCGUCAAUCAAGGAUGACGAAAUGGGUAUGAAGCUGGCCUUAGUGGGCUGCCUGCCGGAUCACAUUGUGGGCGAGGAUCUUAUAGCCGACUACCUCCUCUACUGGCUAAAUACCCACAGAAGAUACGCCUAUGUCGAGAAGCUCCACCUAUCCGGACCCAGUGAUAAUAUAAGCGCGGUUCUAGCGGAGUAUGCUCAGCGGGAGGAACUGUUCCAUAAAGUCAAGCAAUACGACGGUCGGGUAGAAGUGAUGACAAAUUUAUUAGCAGCAGCGCGCAAAUUUAUACACUUCUUUCGCACCGGCCAGCUGGGAAGCAUUAAUCUGGACGAGCCCAGUGGUCUUAGUUGAAAUUAGGAGCUAAAAUUAAAAAUUUUACAAAAGUC
Molecule: messenger RNA, 1011 nt
Organism: Drosophila bipectinata
Lineage: Eukaryota; Metazoa; Arthropoda; Insecta; Diptera; Drosophilidae
Product: mitochondrial ribosome-associated GTPase 1
Biological process (GO): mitochondrial translation
Cellular component (GO): mitochondrion
Molecular function (GO): GTPase activity; GTP binding
Source: RefSeq, a predicted model, not a curated record